UCAGUUACUGCGGAAUCGGUUGAGCGCAAGAAUCACUCGACAAAGACGAAUGACAGUGGUGCGCAGACGCGCGAAAACACGUGGAAAUUCAAAUGAGAGAAAUCCCUUUUCGUCAUUUAAAUAUUCCCGCCUUUAAUCUCGUAACGUUCCACGAGCAAAAACAAGAGAACGUAGUAGAAACAGGCGAGCAUCACGUCCGACUAAGAAAAAAUGUGACAAACAGUGAAAACCGUUUGAAGAAGUUUUUACUUAUUUUAUGGGAUAUUGAUGAUCUUAUUAAUUUUACCUUAUCAAUCAAAUCGAAUGAUAUUAAUCGACGAUUGGUACGCGUGCCAAAUCGUUGACUUUUAUGGACAUUCUGUUGAUCCUUUCAUCCAUUCACCGUGAGACACGCAAUUAUCGGAAGCUAAGAAACUCGAGAUUAUUUCCUGUUUUCAGAUCCUCUCUGCCUUGGUGGAUCCUGAAGCAGGAUGAUUACCCGUGCAAAGUUAUACUGGAAGCUACUCCACUCCGGGGACUCGAAAGGUAUUCUGGCUGGUCUGGCUGCUCAUAGCGGACAGAUAUCCGUCGGGCUCUCCCAAGGAUUCAGCGCUGUGCUGAUACCGAAACUGUUGGAGACAGACUUUGCCACGGUGUCGCAGGCAUCUUGGGUCGCCAGUCUUGGUGUCAUAUCAAAUCCAUUGGGUGCGGUUAUCGCUGGCCUUGCUGCCGAAUGGUUUGGACGCAGGUCUGCCGUUGCCCUGGCGACAUUGCCACAUGCAGCUGGGUGGUUGCUCAUCGCAUUGUCGACCAACGUUCCCAUGCUGUACGCUGGCAGAUUUAUCAGUGGACUUGGUACCGGUAUGGCGAACGGCCUGUACCUAUACGUUAGUGAGGCUGCAGCACCGCAUCAAAGAGCCUGGCUUGCCAGUUCGGGCCCUGCUAUGGUUUCCUUUGGGGUUCUGAUGAUAUACAGCAUGGGAGCAAUAACGACGUGGCAGAGAACGGCUGCCAUUAGCAUUGGACCAGCUAUACUUUCAUUGGCACUGUCCAGACUGCUACCUGAGACUCCAGCGUGGUUGGCAGCCAGAGGUAGAAUGGACGAUGCCAAGGAGGCUCUGUUCUGGCUACGUGGUCCUGGAAGGACGACGGAAGUCGAGCAUCAGGAACUUUGCUCCUCGAAUAGUCAGGAUAAACAUAAGAAAGACGGCAUCCUAACCGCAAUUUGGCGACCCAACAUGUGGAAGCCGUUUCUCAUCCUUUUCUUCUUCUUCGCGUUUCAACAGUUGUCCGGGAUUUAUGUGAUACUCUUCUACGCGGUGACUGUCCUUAGUGAGAUUGGAGUUAGCGUGGACGAGUACCUGGGCAGUGUAGGAAUAGGUGUUGUACGUUUAAUAUUCUCAAUAGUAGGCGCAGGCCUUGCUAGGACAUUUGGCAGGCGACCUUUGGCCUGCGCCAGUGGAUUAGGAAUGGCAGUAUCGGCAGUCGGUGUAGCUUUAUCAAUUAGAUUUAAUUUUCCUUCCUGGAUACCUCUUAUCUGUAUAGGCGGCCACGUAGGAGCUUCCAUGAUAGGCUACCUCACUCUACCUUGGGUCAUGACCUCUGAACUAUAUCCUCUUAAGUUUCGAGGUACCCUCAGUGGCCUCACCACGUGCUUGGCUCAGAUCUUAACCUUCGGAGCUAUAAAAUCUUAUCCUGACGUCAGUGCUGGUAUCGGCUUGGAAGCCAUUAUGUGGAUUUUUGGCGGCGCCGCUAUGCUUGGUGCGAUCUUCGCUAUGACUAUAUUACCUGAAACACGUGGCAGGAGCUUAGAACAAAUUGAAACUCUGUUUUCGAAGAAAAAGGACAACGACGACAUUGAAUGUUCAACUCCUAACUUAGAACAAGAUAUCAAGAACGUCACCCUUAGGAAGUUCUCUUUGAUUCCCGACGACAAAUGCUCGACGAUAAAGACCAGUGCCUUUGGCUAUGACAAUUUCUGUCUGGACAUGAGUCUAGAAGGUACGGAGAAGCCUGAAAAGUCUUCAGCACGCGAGAUCAGUAAGAGGGAACACUUCUCGAUAGAGCACGCUUAUCUAUAGAGCUCUUACGAACGUUGUGACGGGGAAAUCAUUGAAAAUAUAUUUUGGAUGAUAAUACCGAAAAACCUUAAUCAGUAUUAUGAAAAAAAAGCAUUCCUAUAUACAAAACGGACACUAGUCUAUACUAAUAGGCAGAGCAUCGGUAAAGAGAAUUCUUCUAGAUCAAUUAUUCCAUUAGUUGGAAUAUUAUUUGUAUUGAAAAAAAAAUAGACUUCCUUCAUAAGUAACAAGUGAAACCAAUGUCAAAUAUUCACUUAAUCGUUAUAUACUAAUUAUAAUAUACAUGUAAUUAUCGUCGUUGAACGAACGAGUUACUUUAAAUCACAAUACAUUUUAUUUAUUAAGAAAAAAAAGAAGACUAUCAUUCAAACAAUCAUUGACUAUGGUUAUACGACGGUCUUAAAUUGGUUUAUGUUAAUACUGAUCUAAAGGAAUUGAGCAAUCCCAAAUAUUCCUUACAAGUAUGAAUGUCUACGAUUUAUCAAUCCCUUUAAAUCAUUAUAAAUAUACUGGUCGUGUAAACGUAGUCAUUAUUUCUACGAUAUAUUACACUACGUGUGCACUGUGCAUACAAUAGACCUAUACGUAUACUUUGAAAACACAUGUGUUCCCGCCAUACAAACUAUCCUUGACUUCGCUCCUCUCAUGUCAUCCUGAUACUCGAGCGCGUUACUGGCAGCCGAUCUUCGAAAUUAAAUAACUUAUAAAACUACCUGAUCGUGUCACCUCCUCGUGGCCGUGCUUUUCCGUGAAUAAACACUCGAUUUCGGACCUUCCGCGCCUCUCACAGAAUCCUCACGUGUGCCUUUAUAUUCUCCUUUCGUAUUAUCGUCUCUUCCCUAGGCCCAUCUUGUUCCGGACGUACCAGGACGGGGAAUGGGAUACUCUAGCCCAGGUGGUAACGCACCGAGCAAUUAUUAUACGUAGUCCAGGAACAAGUUGUAAGAUUUAAUUCAAA
This is a messenger RNA of Cephus cinctus (wheat stem sawfly), 3018 nucleotides long. Its product is annotated as facilitated trehalose transporter Tret1. Lineage: Eukaryota; Metazoa; Arthropoda; Insecta; Hymenoptera; Cephidae. Bases 471 to 2060 code for a protein of 529 amino acids. Gene Ontology annotation, cellular component: membrane. Gene Ontology annotation, molecular function: transmembrane transporter activity. The record is from RefSeq and is a predicted model, not a curated record. Gene Ontology annotation, biological process: transmembrane transport. The transcript is spliced from 5 exons.